UCUUUUUAAUGCUUUGCUUAGUAACGGGGAUCCUUGUGAGGACCUGUUUUGGGAGACUGUGUUCUGCCGACUACAGGCAUCUUUGGAAGGAAACCUAGACACAUCAGAAGCACGAAAUGGAGCCAGUGACCUUUGAGGAUGUGGCUGUGAACUUUACCUUAGAAGAGUGGGCUUUGUUGGAUACUAGUCAAAAGAAGCUCUACAGUACUGUGAUGAAGGAAACAUUUUUGAACCUGAUCUCCAUAGAGAAAGCACUAGAAGAUAAUACUGAAGAGGACUACAAAGAUCUCAGCAGAAAUAUGGGAAUUCAGGUGAUUGAGAAAGACUGUGAAUACGAAUGUGAUAGUGACUGUGAUAAAAACCAGGAAUCUAUUCCAGAGAAUGUUGUCAAUAAAGAUAUACCUCCUGGAAUAAGAGUUCAUGAAAGCCCAUUGCAUGUAAGAAAUGUCAUUAGUUAUUCAUCUUCACAUGGAUAUCUCAGAGACCAAACUAGAGGGAUACCAUCUCUAUAUAAGGAAGCUAUGAGAAAAGCUUUUACACAUCAGAAAUAUUGGAAAGAUACCACUCAUUUUGAAUCAAUUCAGGUACUUGAAACUCCUAAAGAGAAACUCUAUAAAAACCAAAAAUGUCAUGAAACCUCUAGGAGUCUCCCUUUUGAUCAGCCUCAGAAGAGAACUCACACUGGAGAUAAACUCAAAGAAAAUGACUUAACAAGAGAUACAUAUGGCCAAAAUGAUGAAGGAAUUCAUAAAGAAGUAAAACCCUUUGUAUGUAAACUCUGUGAAGAAUCCUUCAUUGAUUCCAGUGAUCUUAUCAACCAUGAAAAAAGUCAUAUUGGAGAGAAAAGGUACAUUUGUAGGCAACGUGGCAAAACAUUUAAUUAUGCAAAAUGUUUUGAAAACCAUGAAGUAAUUCACAAAGGAGAGAAGCCUUAUGCCGAUAAACAUUUUGGAAAAGCCUUCACACAGUUCAAUUAUCAUAAUAGUCAUGAAAGCAGUCAUAUUAGACAGAAGCCUUAUGCAUGCAAGCAUUGUGGGAAAGCAUUCACCAGUUCCACUUACCGAAACAUUCAUGAAAGAAUUCAUACUGGAGAAAAGCCUUAUGUGUGUAAGUAUUGUGGAAAAGCCUUCACCAGUUCUGCUCAUCGUAAUAUUCAUGAAAGAAUUCACAGUGGAGAAAAACCUUAUCCAUGUAGACAUUGUGAAAAAGCCUUCAGUGACUUAAGUCGUCGUAACAGACAUGAACGGAGUCACACUGGAGAGAACCCUUAUGCAUGUAGGCAUUGUGAAAAAGCCUUCAGCGACUCCAGUCGUCGGAACAGACAUGAAAGGAUUCACACUGGAGAGAAGCCCUAUACAUGUAAGUAUUGUGGGAAAACUUUUACCAAUUUCACUUCAUGUAAAGUUCAUGAAAGAAUUCACACUGGAGAGAAGCCUUAUGCCUGUAAGCAUUGUGGAAAAGCCUUUACCUGCUUCAGUCAGAUGAACGUUCAUGAAAGGGUUCACAGUGAAGAGAAGCCUUAUGCAUGUCAACAUUGUGGAAAAACCUUCAAAACUACUGCUUGUCGAAAUUUGCAUGAAAAAAUUCACACUGGAGAGAAAGACUUUGUCUGUAAAACAUGUGGGAAACUGUUUAUUCAGUCUAGUGAUCUUAAGAAGCAUGAAAGAGUUCACUCAAAAGACAAGCCUUAUACAUGUAAGCAUUGUGGAAAAGCUUUCAGUGACUCCAGUAGUUGUUGCAGACAUGAAAGGCGUCACACUGGAGAGAAGCCUUAGACAUGUAAGCCUUGUUAAAAAACCAAUUUCUGUUUGUAUAAGGCUCUUGAAAUAGUCCACACUGAAGCGAAACCUUAUGCAUGUAAGCAUUGUGGAAAAGCAUUUACCCACUCCAGUCAUCUGAACAUUCAUGAAAUGAUUCACACUGGACAGAAGCCAAAUGCAUGUAAACAUUGUGGAAAAACCUUCAGCACUUCUACUUGGUGUAACUUGCAUGAAAAAAAAAUCACACUGGAGUCAACCCCUUUCUGUGUAAAAUGUGGGAAACUUCAUUCAGUCCAGUGAUUUUAACAAUCAUGAAAUAGUUAACUCAAAAGACAAGCCUUAUGCAUGUAAGGAUUGUGGAAAAGGCUUCAGCUGCUCUGGUGAUCUUAACAGACAUGAAAUGUUGUUCAUGUCUGUUAAGCUUCACACUAGUUGGUAGCCUAAUGCUGGUAAGCAUUGUGGGUAACCUUCACUAUUUCUGGUUGGCACAAAAGUAAUAAAAACAUUCACACUGGAGAGAAACCCUCUGUUUGUAAACAUUUGAGAAACUAUUUCUUUGUUCUUGUCAUUUUAUCCAGCAUAAAAGAUCUCACACUGUUGAGGAACCUUAUCAUCCUCAGCAAUGUGGGAAAGCCUUCACCCCUUACAGUUUCUGUAACCCCUCAUGCAAGAAUUUACAGCUGAAAGAGGCCUAGUGCAUGUGUGCAUUUAAGUAUUGUGCAAAAACUUUCAUCAGUUCCUGUUGCCAUGAUGUUCUUGAGAAUUCACCCUGAAGACAGGUCUUAUAUGCAUAACCAUGUGGAAAAUCCUUUAGGAGCUCAAAUACUCAAUUUUUUUCCCCACUGGUGAAAGUCAUUAUGUUUGGAGUAAAUGUUCAAAAAUAUGUAAAGUUUUUAGAAACCUUGUCUUUUUAAAUAAUCUGUUCCUGAAUUUCUGUGUUUUAAAUCCAUGUUCAAACCCAAAAUGUUCUCCCAGUGAUAACUGCAGUGUGUAGAACUCUUUUAACAGUGACAGUGCACUGGUCAAAUUCUUGUGUUGUGAGGUAUGAAAAAAAGAAUGUGGUUGAACCAUGAGAUGUAAUAGUUGGUAAUGGUUCUUGCCAGAAAAUGUGAUUAUCUCAGUUACCUUCGUGAAUCUUACCUGGUGGAAAUGGAGACCCACUUCCCAAAAGUUGUCUCCUGAGAAUCCCAUGCACACAUCCUAAUGAACAGAGAGUGAGAGAUGGAAAUGAGCAAAGAAAUAAUGACAUUUUCAUAAGAGCAGAGACAUAACUAACAAAUACAAUAUUUUAAUGGGAAAAGAAACAGAUUGUGAGACUUGCAAAAGUGUAAUUUUAACGCCCAAUAUUUUACUAUAUAUAGUACGAAAACCACUUGCAGUAUGAGCAAUAAUGUCUUUUUUUGGUGGUGUUCUUGUUUUUUUUCUUUAGCUGGCUAAGGCAGCAGCAGCUUUGAAAACAGCUGUAGAGGUUAUAUACUUGGGAAUGGCCCAGUAGGCUAAUAAGUGUUCCCAUUGGUGGAACUGUUUGAGGACGAUUAGAAGGUAUGGCUGUUGAUGGGUAUCUCUCAGUCUAGACAGGUUUUGAGAUUUCCAAAGACAUUGACACUCCUAGUGUUGUCUCUCUGCCUCCUGAUUGUAGAUUAUCACGUGAGCUCUCACUUGUUCCUACCACCAUGCCUUUGCUCCGCCAUCACAGGCUCUAACCUUCUGCAAUUAUAAGCCCAAUGUGACAAAUCAUUUUAAAAGUUCCUUCACUGUUUCUGAUGUGCCACAGCUAUAGAAAAGAAACUUAGACAACCACCUUGAGGCUUUAAGAAGAACCAAUUCCAGUCAAAAAAAAUUUAUUGCAAACUUGUGAAAAAGCUGGGUGUCAUUUAAAAUGAGAAAAGUUAUGAAACUUUUCUCAUAUACUUGGAUCUUAUAUCAGAAAUAAAUACUUUCCGGAAGUUAUUCCAGGAAUUUCAGAAAAAAAAGUUUAAAAGAAGUACAUUAAAAUUUUGAACGUUUUUAUUAUUGGCUCAUUCCUAUACAGGAGAUUUACUUUGAAUUGUUUUAUUAGGAAGGUAAGACAUGGUUUCUGUGGUUACUCCAGGUUAUCUUCUCACAUCUGAAGAUUUGGAGCUAGGAAGCACAAAUGACAGAAGAGAAGAGAGAUUUAUCUUUCUGAGUCUGGGUUAGCACACUCAUUUUCUAUUUGAUUCCAUCUACCAAACAGUUUUUCGAUUUAGGAAUUCUUUGUGCCUGAAUAGUAAAGGGAAUAGCUGGAUGUGGCUGACAUGAGGGGGCACAUGUGAAAUCCUUGGAGGAAGAGAUUUCUAAUUAGGGAUGAAUUGAAGACAGUCAAUACAGGAGAGAAAUGAGAGACAAAUACCAAUGUUGUUUGGUAAUGGUUAAGAAGUAGUUAUUUUGUAAACACCCAAAAUUUUAUACCAUACAUAGUGUGAAUAGUAAAUAUAGCUAUUAUAGAAAAUGUAAUAAUGAUAUAUAAUAUAUAAUAAAGGUGUGAAUACAAGAUUAUGUACACUCAUGGGUAAACACAGGCACAUAUUAAAUGAGAUUAUGUCACUUGGCUUGACAAUCCCUACCCCCAAGAACCCUACAUUAAUAAAAACAAUAGUACCAGGCAUGAGGAAUCUCCAUUUGAGUAUUUCAUGAUAGUCUAUGUAAUUCCUCAAGUAAUUUAACAUAUGACUCCUUCCUUUGGUCAUAGUUGAGAGGUUUAAGGUAAGUCGUAUUUGCCAAACCAUCCCACAUUUUGGAGUAGGACUGGGAAGGGUUAACCUGGAUCUAACAUCAAAACCACCUUCAUUAGUCUGUCAUAGUAAUAGAUACAGUGCAAUUUGGCAAGUGGGAGAAGUAGUCAAUAGGCCUCCCAGCUGUGACUUCUGCUGUGAUUUAGAUGAGAAUGCCCCCCAUAGAUUCCUAUAUUUGAAUGCUUGGUUACCUUGGUGGGACUGUUGGGAAGGAUUAGAAGA
Peromyscus eremicus (cactus mouse) is the source of this 4735-nucleotide messenger RNA. Its product is annotated as zinc finger protein 14-like. The record is from RefSeq and is a predicted model, not a curated record. The transcript has 4 exons. Gene Ontology annotation, molecular function: DNA-binding transcription repressor activity, RNA polymerase II-specific. Lineage: Eukaryota; Metazoa; Chordata; Mammalia; Rodentia; Cricetidae. Gene Ontology annotation, biological process: negative regulation of transcription by RNA polymerase II. Bases 117 to 1775 code for a protein of 552 amino acids.